AUGGAUCCGAUUGUUGCAGCAAAUGGGCUCUCGUUCCGAGUCGGGUUCUCCGGCCACAGUGGCCACCUCAGGCUCGAGCCUCUUUCUACCGACGAGAGCUCCAACCCCGUUAAUUCACUCCCUGAUUUCGUUCUGCCGCCGGCAUUUGCUAGGGAAACGCCUGAAUCAAUAAAAGAGUAUAUAGAGGACACAUAUCUCUCGCCAAGAUUGGACCCUGAAGUAUUUUCGCCGGAAAAGGUCGGGAGGCAGUGGGAUUUUGACUGGUUUGAUAAGGCAAAUGUACCCUUGGAGCCAUCAUUGCCGCGUACAGUUGUGGUUCCCACAUGGGAAUUACCAUUUAGGGGCCAAAAUGAUAGGUCGGUGGGAGGUCAAUGGGAACCUAAAUCCGUGCAGGUGGAUGUAUCAGAACUUACAGUAGGAGCUCAAGAGUCUGGUUCCUUGCCACGCGUGGCUGGACCAGCGAAGGAUUUUGUACGGGGAAGUAUCAACAACCGCCCUUUUCGCCCAGGAGGCUUGGAUGAUUCCAAAUCUCUAGAAAGAGUUCUUCCUGAUGGUGCUUCUAAUGGCGAGUGGGUUCACGAACUUCUGAUUGGUGGCUCUGCUCAGGCUGUACCUCCAAGCUUUAAGCAAGGAUUGGACCUUGGUGAUCUCAAGGAUUUGCAGAGUGAGUUGUCUGUGCAGUUUGAUGACUUGUUCAAGAAGGCCUGGGAAGAGGAUAUUGUUGAAUUUGAAGGAGAUGGUCAAUUGUCAGGAUCAGAAUCUGUUAAGUCAGAGGACGAAGCAAAUGAGGUUGAUGUUGCCAGAAAUUCGUGCGAGCCUGAGUUAUCUGUGUUAGAUGAGAUUUUGUCAGUUGAGGCAAAGUCAAGAUUCAAUGAAACUGAUGAUGAUGGUGAAAAAAACCCAGAGGCUUGGGCUAUUAGUGGAGGUACAGAAUGGAUUGCAGAGAAUUUUCAAGAUCUUAUUCCUGACAAGGCACUUGAUUUUCCUUUUGAAUUGGAUAAAUUCCAGAAGGAGGCUAUUUAUUAUCUUGAAAAGGGGGACUCUGUCUUUGUUGCUGCUCACACAUCAGCUGGAAAGACAGUUGUUGCAGAAUAUGCAUUUGCUUUAGCAUCAAAACAUUGCACCAGAGCUGUGUAUACUGCUCCCAUUAAAACCAUCAGCAAUCAAAAGUACAGAGAUUUCUGUGGAAAAUUUGAUGUUGGACUUCUCACUGGUGAUGUUAGCUUGAGGCCAGAGGCAUCUUGUCUUAUUAUGACCACAGAAAUCUUAAGGUCAAUGCUUUAUCGCGGUGCAGACAUAAUACGUGAUAUUGAAUGGGUUAUCUUUGAUGAGGUGCACUAUGUCAAUGAUGUCGAAAGAGGUGUUGUUUGGGAAGAAGUUAUUAUAAUGCUUCCAAGACACAUCAAUAUUGUCCUCCUUUCAGCUACGGUACCAAACAAAGUGGAGUUCGCUGACUGGAUUGGACGGACAAAGCAAAAGAAAAUCCGUGUUACUGGGACUACAAAAAGACCAGUCCCAUUGGAGCACUGCCUAUUUUACUCCGGAGAACUUUACAAAAUAUGUGAAAGUGAAAGCUUUAUUCCCCAGGGGUUCAAAGCUGCAAAAGAUGCAUUCAAGAAAAAGAAUAUGAGUGCUGCCACUGGUGGUAGUGGAUCACAUGCUCCAGCUCCAGCUUCUCAUGAUGGGGCUCGAACUCAAAAACAAAGUUCUAACUGGGGAAAACAAAAGAGGCAAUCUGGUCUCCAAAAUUCGGGGAAUUUCUCCAAAGCUGGUGGAGCAAAUCAAAACAAUGGAAAUGGCAUGAACAAUUGGGGUUUAAGGAGAUCAGAUGCCUCUUUGUGGUUGUCACUUAUUAACAAGCUCUCGAAGAAGUCUCUGUUACCUGUUGUUAUAUUUUGUUUCUCAAAGAAUCGCUGUGAUAAGUCAGCUGAUAGUAUGUAUGGGAUUGACCUCACAAGUAGUUCUGAGAAAAGUGAGAUUCGUGUGUUCUGUGACAAAGCAUUUUCGCGGCUAAAGGGAUCUGACAGGACUUUACCACAGGUUGUCAGAGUUCAAAACCUUCUUCAUAGAGGGAUUGGUGUCCAUCAUGCUGGACUGCUUCCAAUUGUUAAGGAAGUUGUUGAAAUGCUUUUUUGUCGUGGUGUAAUCAAGGUUUUGUUCUCAACAGAGACAUUUGCAAUGGGAGUCAAUGCACCAGCUAGAACGGUUGUUUUUGAUACGUUAAGGAAAUUUGAUGGCAAGGAAUUUAGACAAUUACUGCCAGGAGAAUACACUCAAAUGGCAGGCCGUGCAGGCCGAAGAGGACUUGAUAAAAUUGGUACAGUUAUUGUAAUGUGCCGUGAUGAAAUCCUAGAAGAAAGAGAUUUAAAGCAUGUCAUAGUUGGAAGUGCAACCAGGCUUGAAUCUCAGUUUCGGCUUACCUAUAUUAUGAUCUUGCAUCUCCUUCGUGUUGAGGAACUGAAGGUGGAGGACAUGCUGAAAAGAAGUUUUGCUGAAUUCCAUGCUCAGAAGAAACUACCAGAACAGCAGCAACUUCUGAUGCGAAAGCUUGCACAACCUACAAAAGCUAUUGAAUGUAUAAAAGGUGAACCAGCUAUUGAGGAGUAUUAUGACAUGGAAUCAGAAGCUGAGACAUAUAACACGGAAAUAUCGGAGGCAGUUAUGCAGUCCUCUGUUGCCCAAAAAUUUCUUACAGCUGGGAGAGUGGUAGUCAUGAAAUCACAAUCAGCCCGGGACCACUUGCUUGGAGUUGUUGUGAAAGCUCCUUCUUCUAGUAAUAAGCAAUACAUUGUUUUAGUGCUGAAACCUGAAUUACAAACUCCCCUGGCUAGUGGUAACUUGCAAGAUAGUAAAAACACCGAUUUUCCACAAGGUUAUUUCAUGGCACCAAAAUCUAAACGUGCUAUUGAAGAAGAUUAUUUUUCUGGCGUCACUUCUCGUAAAGGAUCGGGUGUCAUCAACAUAAAAUUACCACACCAGGGUUCUGCUGCUGGGGUAAGGUUUGAGGUUAGAGAAGUUGAUAACAAGGAUUUUUUAUGCAUAUGCAAUUGCAAGAUAAAGAUUGACCAAGUUCGGCUUCUUGAAGACGGUAGCAGUCCUGCUUACUUCAGGACAGUUCAACAGCUGUUGGACACAAAAUCCAAUGGAAAUAAGUACCCUCCAGCCUUAGAUCCAAUAAAAGAUCUGAAGUUGAGAGAUGUGAAUCUUGUGGAAACAUACUACAAGUGGAAUAACUUAUUGCAAAAGAUGGCAAAGAAUAAUUGCCAUGGUUGUACAAAGUUGGAGGAGCACAUUAUUUUAGCAAGAGAGAUAAAGAGACACAAAGAGGAAGUUAACGCUCUAAAGUAUGAAAUGUCAGAUGAAGCGCUGCAACAAAUGCCAGAUUUUCAAGGCCGGAUAGAUGUUCUGAAGGAAAUUGGAUGUAUAGAUGCCGACCUUGUUGUUCAAAUAAAAGGUCGUGUUGCAUGCGAAAUGAAUUCAGGGGAGGAGUUGAUUUGCACAGAGUGUUUGUUUGAGAACCAACUGGAUGACCUGGAACCAGAAGAAGCUGUGGCAUUAAUGUCUGCCUUUGUGUUUCAGCAGAAGAAUACUUCCGAACCUUCUCUUACUCCAAAACUGUCUCAGGCGAAACAAAGAUUGUACAACACAGCAAUAAGACUGGGCGAGCUUCAAGGCCACUUCAAAGUUCAAAUAAAUCCGGAGGAGUAUGCCCGAGAGAAUCUCAAGUUUGGUCUUGUUGAAGUCGUUUAUGAGUGGGCCAAGGGCACUCCAUUUGCAGAUAUUUGUGAACUUACAGAUGUUCCUGAAGGCAUGAUAGUGCGGACCAUUGUCAGACUUGAUGAGACGUGCCGUGAAUUCAAAAAUGCUGCAUCUAUUAUGGGUAAUUCUGCUCUGUACAAGAAAAUGGAAACCGCUUCAAAUGCAAUAAAGCGUGAUAUUGUAUUUGCGGCCAGCUUAUACGUCACCGGAGUUUAA
Messenger RNA from Prunus armeniaca (apricot), 3975 nucleotides. Lineage: Eukaryota; Viridiplantae; Streptophyta; Magnoliopsida; Rosales; Rosaceae. The record is from the annotation of a GenBank genome assembly.